AUGAGCGUCACUGAGGCCUCAGUUGCUGCUCCCGUGGUGGCGAGCUCAGAAAACAACAUCAGAGGCCAUAUGCGAUCUCGAGGCCGGGGACGAGGAGGUUUUGGUCGAGGCUCUAACCGAGGUCGUGGUCGCGGUCAUGGUCGGGGGCAAGGUCGAGAUGGGACGAACGAGGCCUUUCAGCCAACGGCACCAGAGGAUGCAGAGAUACAAGCUCCUGUACAAUCUAUAACACAGCAAGGCCAGAGGAAUCAAAUACAACAGCCUCGACAAAACAGACAUCGCGAACAGACGCAAUCUUCAGCGGAGGGUACGAGUGACGGACCUCGGAGAAGAAAUAAAAAGCCAGCAAAUACGCAGUCGCGUAAGAGACUGCCCACACAAAUAGGCGGCAGAUCGUUUGGAGGCCGGUUAACAAGAGGGAACGGAGACUCGACAAUGAAUCUAUCACCGGAUAGUAUUAGCAGGUCCAAUACAGGCGGCCAGCAUGGUGAUCAUUUACAUGCUGAUGUUCCUGAGUUCGUACCAGGUCAAUUAGGCCAUGAUGCCAGAUCCGGCCCCCAGCCCGUCAAACAAGCUCACAACCACCCUCCAAAAGUAACGACGAAAUCCGCCGCUCCUGAUAUCGCCACCCGAACACACGAAGACAUUGCGAAUGGUCUUGGUCAAAGAACGAAGGUUCGGCGUUCCAGCAGCGUCAAAACGAGAACGGCGAGGAUGUACAACGAAUGUGGCGCUGCCCUGGAUGUAAUCUCCCUCACGAUGUUCUGCCAACAACAUAUUCGUGUUGGUGUGAGAAAGAAAUUGAUCCCCGACCUCUACCAGGAAUUCCUCCUCACUCUUGUGGACAAACCUGUUCUCGAAGUCGAAAACGAUGCCCUCACCCUUGCGAUUCAACCUGCCAUGCGGGUCCUUGUCCACCGUGUACUGCUAUGGGACCGACACAAGACUGUUUCUGCGGAAAGAACUCAACGACAAAGCGAUGUCUUGAAACAGAUUACACUAACGGUUGGAGUUGUGGCGAGAUUUGUGGUGACCUGCUUCCUUGUGGUAAACACACUUGUCCCCGACCUUGUCACGAGGGUCUUUGCGGAUCUUGCGAAGAGAAAGUCGACGCUCGUUGCUAUUGUGGAAAAGUCGAGAAUCAGAUCUUAUGCAGCGCCACCGAAGAGGAAAUAA
This is a messenger RNA of Talaromyces stipitatus ATCC 10500, 1176 nucleotides long. RefSeq lists its product as uncharacterized. The transcript is spliced from 2 exons. Bases 1 to 1176 code for a protein of 391 amino acids. The record is from RefSeq and is a predicted model, not a curated record. Lineage: Eukaryota; Fungi; Ascomycota; Eurotiomycetes; Eurotiales; Trichocomaceae.